Molecule: messenger RNA, 3141 nt
Organism: Gekko japonicus
Lineage: Eukaryota; Metazoa; Chordata; Lepidosauria; Squamata; Gekkonidae
Product: hydroperoxide isomerase ALOXE3-like
Exons: 14
Coding region: 25-2001 (658 amino acids)
Biological process (GO): lipid oxidation; linoleic acid metabolic process
Molecular function (GO): iron ion binding; protein binding; oxidoreductase activity, acting on single donors with incorporation of molecular oxygen, incorporation of two atoms of oxygen
Source: RefSeq, a predicted model, not a curated record
GGCAACCUCUUUUCCUACGGCUUCAUGGCCACCUACAAAAUCCGAGUGGCCACAGGCAACUACCUGUGCGGGGGGACCCUGGACUCCAUCGCCAUCACCUUGGUGGGGACUCAGGGGGAGAGUCCCAAGUUUCAGUUGGAUAGAUGCGGCAAGGAUUUUUCACCAGGGGAGGAGGACGAAUAUGUGGUUCAAACUGAGCACGAUUUGGGACCCAUCCUACUCGUCCGGCUGCACAAGGAACCCUACAGCAUCUUCCCACAGACCAACUGGAACUGCAGCUUCGUAGAAGUGGCAGGACCCCGGGAAGAAGUUUAUCGGUUCCCCUGCUACCAAUGGAUUGUGGGAUACACAACCCUGGAGCUCAGAGAAGGAGCAGCCAAAACCAUCUGCAAGGAUGCCGAUAACCAGCUGCUUUUACGGCACCGGAAAGAGGAGCUCAGAGCCAAGCAGCAGGCCUACAGGUAUAAAGAAUUCCAGCCAGGCUGGCCAAAGUGCUUGGACGUGGACACCGUCGAUCAACUGAACCUCAACGACCAAUAUUCCAGCACGAAGAGCAGCACCUUAGAGGUGAAUAUGGCUGCCGGACAAGUUGAGCUGAAACUGAAAGGCCUGCUGGACUGCAAGAAGUCUUGGAAUAAACUCGACGAUAUCCAAAGAGCCUUUUGGUUCUACCGGUCACCUGCAUCAGAAUAUGUCCGCAAGCAUUGGGAUGAAGAUGCUUUCUUUGGCUACCAGUACCUCAACGGAGUCAACCCAAUAUCCAUCCGGAAGUGCACGGAGAUUCCAGCCAAGUUCCCUGUCACUCAGGAGAUCGUAGCAAAGUCCUUACAGAAGCACACAACCCUCGACAAAGAACUGGAGAAAGGCAACCUGUUCCUUAUCGACUGCGAGGUUCUGGAAGGCACCCCAGCCACGGAGCUGAACGGAAGCCGCCAGCACAUUGCAGCCCCCCUUUGCCUCCUGCACCUGAAUCACCAGGAGGAACUUGUACCCAUCGCCAUCCAGCUAACUCAGCAACCCGGACCGGACAGCCCCAUCUUCUUACCCAGUGACUCGGAGUGGGACUGGGCCCUGGCGAAAUUCUGGGUGCGGAACAGCACCUUCCACAUCCAUGAGGUCCUCACCCACUUGCUUUACACGCACCUGAUGGCAGAAGUCUUCACUUUGGCCACCUUUCGACACCUGCCCAUGUGCCAUCCCCUAUACAAGCUGCUGAUCCCGCAUACCCGAUACACCCUCCACAUCAACGUCCUCGGCAGGGUCCGCCUCUUCAGCCCGGGAGGGCUCAUCGAUGAGGCCACCGCCACGGGCUUCCACGGCCUGUCCCACCUGCUGGCCAAGGGCCUUUCCACCUUAACCUAUUCCACCCUCUGCCUCCCCGAUGACCUCAGGGACAGGGGGGUUGAAUCCCUGCCCAACUAUUACUACAAGGAGGACGGCAUGAAGCUCUGGGAAGCUAUCCACAGCUUCGUCUCCGGAAUCGUCUGUCUUUAUUACCCGGAGGAUAUUUCUGUGAGGGAGGACCCAGAGCUCCAGGCCUGGGUGGCCGAGAUUUUUAACAAGGGCCCUCUUGGGAGAGAGUCCUCCGGCCCCGAGAUGCCCCAUUGUAGCUAUGGACCUGGUAGGAGGGGUGGGGGCAACAAUGGCCAGUUUGACUUUGGAGCUUGGAUGCCCAACUACCCCUCAUCUAUGCGAAAGCCACCCCCUAAGACCAAGGGUAGCGCAACUUUUGGGAGCAUCCUAGACACCUUGCCGGAUGUCAGCACAACCUGUCGAUCGUUGCUAAUCCUCUGGCUACUCAGCAAAGAACCAGGAGACAGGAGGCCCCUGGGUUGCUACCCUGCGGAACAUUUCACAGAAGAAGAACCAAAGCAGAUCAUUGCAGCUUUUCAGAACCGCCUGGCCCAGAUCUCCAAAGAAAUUGAGGAGAGGAACAAGCGCUUGCCCCUCCCCUACAACUACCUCAACCCGCCAGAAAUAGAGAACAGCACAUCGAUAUAAUUGUGCAGACUCCAAGCCUAACCCACAAAGAGGCUCCUCGAAGUUGGGAAGGCCUCAAGGGGUGGGGACAUCACGUGACGGAAACACCUCAAAUGAUGGAAGCCAAGAUGGCGGGAGAAAAUUGUUAUGGGGCUCCCAAGAGACACAACUUCUAAAGGGCCAACGUUCCCUGACUGUCAGUUUGUGUACUGUAUAGUAUUUAUUUGUUUGGGGGUUAAAAUGUUCCUCAGACUAACAAAAUAUCUCAGGAUUCAGGUGCCAAAAUGGAAAACAGGCCUUUGCCAAGUGACAAAGAAAGCCAGCUUGGUCAGUGUGGGGAAAUGGCCACGCAAGCCCCGUUUCCGCCCAUGUGGGAGUUCCAUAACUGCCCCAGGUCUCUGCUUGGCACGGGCUCUCUCCUGCUUUCUUCCAUUGUAACCUGCUUCUCUUGGGCAGCCACCAACUGGUCAUUACGAGUAUCUCCUGAAGCACUAGUACCCCAGCACUCUUCACUGUGUUGCUCUUUAAAGGCUCCGCCUCAGUUUUGCUUCUGCUGUAGCAGGGACGAACAAACACACUUGUGUGCUAUGUUGCUGAAAGGAUCAGCAGCCAACCCCUCCCCUGGUUUUUUUCCCCCUCUAUAAGCAUUACCAAAUAGGGUUUGAUGUGCAUCACAAGCCACAUCAACAUUCAAAAUGUAAAGACAUUUAAUAAAGAAAAAAUGCACACACAGCAUCCUGAAAUUAUAAUGGAACGAGCAAAGAUUAAAAAAAAAAGCAAUUCAAACGUAGUCCUCUAAUCCUAACACUUUGCAUAUUCUACAAGAUGACAAUAUUAGUAAAGGCUGUUUAAUGUUUGAAGUUACAAGUAUUUAAAUAUGUUCCUGUGAUGGAACAGGCCUGCUCUGGCCUGCAGGCCCUGUUCUACCUUCCCCUCCAAGGUCUUCCCAAAAUGGUGAGAGGCUUUCCUUUCUCUCUCAGGUAACCACUGCCACCACCUGAACUUUGUAACGAAUUUCCCACUGGGAGAGUCAGGACUCCCAGCUUCUCUUCCAAGAUCUGAGGCCUCUCCUCUGUGUCUCCAGCUGCCCAGCGAUGGGGCACCAUGGAGACUUACUCCUUGUGCACCCCUGGAGGAAUAGCCACUUGCCAACUGACUGCC